Messenger RNA from Closterium sp. Yama58-4, 1002 nucleotides. The record is from the annotation of a GenBank genome assembly. NCBI's taxonomy places the organism in Eukaryota, Viridiplantae, Streptophyta, Zygnematophyceae, Desmidiales, Closteriaceae.
AUGGCUUCCUGGAAGAGACUUCUGCUCGUUCUCGUUUGCGUCGCAGCAUUUGCUUCCGUCGCGUUUGCCACGCCUAAAUCCGACCCAAAUGAAAAACCUGAUGACACGAAGACUCUCAAUGCCAACAAGGCCGGCGCCAUCUUCGUCUUCUUCGCGUGUAGUUUCAUGGGCGUGUGGGUUCCGUACUUCAUCCCCGUGCACCCGCUGUUUCUCAAGUUCGGUAUUCUCUUCUCCACUGGCCUCUUCAUCGGCAUGUCCCUCCUCUACCUCGCUGUGGAGACGUUCGAGGAGUUCGAGGAGCUCGCAGGAGACGACUAUCCGUACGGCAUGCUUGUCAUCGUGAUGGGCAUUUACCUGACGUGGGUGUGCGACCUCAUCGUCAAGUCUGUGUGGAUAAAGCGCACGGGCUCUUUUGAUGAUAAGGAGGACGAACUGGGGCCCACCAUUGCUGGCGCAAUGGGAGUGGGAGAGAAGAAGGUGGUUGAUUCAGAUGCUGAGACUGCUGUCGCCAAGGUUGACAUUCAGGCUCUCACCAUCGUCGACGUCGUCCUCGUCCUCUUCGGCCUCUGCUUCCACGCUUUCUUUGAGGGCAUUGCUGUCGGACUUGCGCAGACUGUCUCCAAAGUCUGGUCCAUGACUGCACAAAUCGGUGUGAAUGAGUUUUUCGAGGGUAUGGCCCUUGGUGUCACUCUUCGUGUUCAGGACACUCGCCGCAGUGGCCUCAACCACUUCUUUUAUGCCUUAGGGGCUUCCCUUGUUGCUCCUACUGGCAUUGCCAUUGGCUUGGCUCUUGACUCCGCCAGCGGCAAGGUGGCAAGGGAGUGGAUCAAGGGUUUCGGAAAUGGCAUGGCCGCUGGUGUCUUCAUCUUUAUCGCUCUUGGCCAUCUUCUCGCCAAGGGAAUGAAGCCAGGACCCAAAGAUGCUUGGUGGAUAGUCUUUGCCAAGUGGUUUGUUGCAGGCCUUGGUGUGAUGACCAAUGCCCUGCUUCAGCUGUGGCAUUAG